Symbiodinium pilosum is the source of this 381-nucleotide messenger RNA. NCBI's taxonomy places the organism in Eukaryota, Dinophyceae, Suessiales, Symbiodiniaceae. The record is from the annotation of a GenBank genome assembly.
AUGAUUGUGGAGACGGCCCAGCUCCUCUGCAACGUGCACCAUCGGUCCCGCGAGAAGGACGCACCUUGCGAUCCUCCGUACACGAAGCGCGACCGCAUUCCCUACAAGGAGUCAGCUGCAGGGCACAGGAAGCUGGGCUCUAUGAUUUGGGUUGCCGAAUCUCUGGGCAAUUAUCGCUGGGCUGUACGUCUUGGUCUUGCAUUAUGUCGGGAAUACAAUCGGGGCCGUGGUCGAGCCAAAGGGAAGCGAACGCAGCACCGAACGCAGGCCGCGGCAGUGUGCGGGUGGAAGUGGAUUUCUUGUAAGAGGGAGGCCUUGGAGAAGCUAGGCAUACGUAGGGAUCAGCUAUGGGGAGUGUAUGCAGGCUUCCCAUAUUCUUGA